AUGGAUAAUCAAGCUGCUAUGCAAUUCGCUGAGGUGAUAGCUAAGGAGAUAGGCGUCCAAACAAAGUGGCUGAAGGAAAUGGACCUCUCGGAAGCUAGGCCUAUUCCACCAUCGGAAACAUAUAAGUCAUGUUCGAUAACAAAAGGGCCACCUCCAGCAGCCGUGGCAGCUGCCAUUGGUAGUGACUGGGUAGACUCUAUCGGCAAGUCGGUCAAACCUAUUCCGACGCUCGAGAACUAUCGAAAGGCCAUCUUCAGUUUUGGCUUUGUUUACGCUCCUCAUGAGGAGCUGGAAUGCAAGAACGACCCCCGACCUGUUAAACCCAGUAUAUUCGGUACCAAUGUCGAACGAAGAUUUCCAUUGCCACCAAAGUCGCUACAAAACACCGAGUACUAUGGUAUUACUCGAAAGUGCAAGGAUGAUUUCUACAGCACUAGUGGUGCUUUCGAUGCUGUUUUAGAGUAG
This is a messenger RNA of Perkinsus marinus ATCC 50983, 465 nucleotides long. RefSeq lists its product as hypothetical. Lineage: Eukaryota; Perkinsozoa; Perkinsida; Perkinsidae. The coding region runs from base 1 to 465 and encodes 154 amino acids. The transcript has 5 exons. The record is from RefSeq and is a predicted model, not a curated record.